GGAAAACACAUCGCUGUAACAGCUGCAUACGCUAUCGGCCCACGGCAGAGAGCCGUCGCAAACACCUCCUCGCCGCUCCGCUCGCGCGUCUCUCAUUCCCCCCUAGAAAGUAUGACAAACUUCGUGAAGAAGGGGGCGGCCGGGCGGGUGAAUGCCGCACGGCUCUACGCCUUCAACAAGACCCUCAAAGCGGAUGCCCUGCGGGAGCGCACGUACUGGGAGGUAAACAAGGAUACCCACCCCAUCAACCGCCGGUCCUACCGCCGCUGGAAGGAGCGCAACGAGGAGUUGUCCAUGUUCGAGGACAAACUGAGCAAAGUUCCUGUUGACCAGAAGUUUAAAAUCAAGAAGCUCCUCACCGUCGCCAACGUGUCCAUCAUCGGCCCCACCGUGCUCGUUUUCUACUUUACCUUCUGCUACUUCCGAUACCACUGGUGGGGAAUCACACCCAUCGACGGAGCCAGUGCCAUCGCUCGCAGCAUCCAAAACCUCCCACGUCCGCCGGGCUACUAG
This is a messenger RNA of Leptomonas pyrrhocoris, 513 nucleotides long. RefSeq lists its product as hypothetical. The transcript has a single exon. The record is from RefSeq and is a predicted model, not a curated record. NCBI's taxonomy places the organism in Eukaryota, Euglenozoa, Kinetoplastea, Trypanosomatida, Trypanosomatidae. Bases 112 to 513 code for a protein of 133 amino acids.